Messenger RNA from Oppiella nova, 798 nucleotides. The record is from the annotation of a GenBank genome assembly. Lineage: Eukaryota; Metazoa; Arthropoda; Arachnida; Sarcoptiformes; Oppiidae.
AUGCCCCGUUUUUAUAUUGAAACUGAUUUAGCUGUCGAAACUACGGUUGAACUCACUGAAACAGUAUUUCAUCAUUGGGUCAAAGUAUUGCGUGCACAAGUGGGUGAAAAAGCCACCUUGUUCAAUGGACAAGGGGGUGAAUAUGAAGUGACUUUAACAGCGGUCGCUAAAAAAUCUGCUUCUGUUUUAGUCAAUUCAUUUAAUCCAGAUAACCGCACCCCUGCUUUUACAGCCCUACUUGGACAAGUCAUGAGUAAGGGCGAUCGUAUGGAUUAUGCGAUUCAAAAAGCUGUGGAAUUGGGCAUAUCUCAGAUUCAAUUGCUCACAUCAGAACGCUGUGAAAUGCGUUUAAAAUAUGAUCGAGAUCAAAAGAAAUUAGAUCAUUGGCAAGCUAUAGCGAUCGCAGCUUGUGAACAAUGUGGUAUGAAUCUUGUUCCACAAAUUUUAGCGCCUCUAAGCCUAAACGAAUGGAUCAAAACUGUAUUACCGCAGAGCAAAUUUGUCCUUGCGCCUGAAAAAGAGCAGACAGAUGUACUGAAAGAUAUAAGCCCUGAUAUUGCCCUUUUGAUUGGCCCUGAAGGUGGCUUAAAUGAAGCUGAAAUUGAUCAGGCCAACCAAUAUGGAUUUAAAAAUUGGUGCAUCGGUGAUCUUGCUCCGUUAAACCUACACAUUCUAAAAAUAGCAGAGGUGCAAGCGCUAAUGAAUGAUGUUCAGGAAGAGCUUCUUUCAUAUGAUGUGAAUUCGUCGAACAUCAGAAAGAUAACCAAAGAUAUCCGGAUAUUUUUUAUCUGGACCUGA